Penicillium daleae is the source of this 1161-nucleotide messenger RNA. RefSeq names its product class I SAM-dependent methyltransferase. Gene Ontology annotation, cellular component: endoplasmic reticulum. The record is from RefSeq and is a predicted model, not a curated record. Lineage: Eukaryota; Fungi; Ascomycota; Eurotiomycetes; Eurotiales; Aspergillaceae. The coding region runs from base 1 to 1161 and encodes 386 amino acids. Gene Ontology annotation, biological process: ergosterol biosynthetic process. Gene Ontology annotation, molecular function: sterol 24-C-methyltransferase activity. The transcript has 2 exons.
AUGGCGUCGCAAACCGUCUUGCCACAGCACCCUGGCCAGACCAAGAGGGGCUCUGAGAGUGAUAGCUCGCUGGACGAGAUCGCCGAGCAGAAACAAAAGCUUUUCAUCUCUGCGCUGGGAAAGCAUGGAAAGCAUAGCAAGGAUCUCGACGACUCUGCUUCACCCAAGCGCUGGAAGAGCUUCUGGACUUCCUUCCGCUACCUCGCCAACCUGACGCCAAAGGAAGUAGAUGACUUCAUGGCAUCCUAUGUGAUUUACAACCUGGAUUGGGAGAACAAGCAGCAGAUGACCGAGGUCUUGGGCCCUAACUACCAAGAAAAAGUUGGCGAUUGCUUAAAGUCUUACUACGGAGUGCUCAACCAUCUCUGCGCCUUGGGCGACGUCGAGAAAAUUCGCAAGGCCUCUGUUCUAGAGAACCAGAUCCUCUAUGAGCGCUCAAUUGCACAAGAUAUCGGCCUGCGCGUUGGCGACAAGGUGUUGGAUCUUGGCUGCGGGCGUGGGCGCGUUGCAGCGCAUAUGGCGCAGCACUCUGGCGCGCAAGUCACCGGUCUGAACAUUGAUCCCAAUCAAGUCGCCCAGGCCAAGAGCUUCAAUGAAGAGCGCGGUCUGCAAAACAACUUCAUCCAGCAAGAUUUCAACAGCCUCCCGCUACCCUUCGCCGACGAGAGCUUCGACGCCUUCUACCAGAUCCAAGCGCUAAGUCUGUGCAAGGACUUGCCCGCACUCUUCCGCGAGAUCUUCCGCGUGGUCAAGCCGGGAUCCAAGAUCUCGCUGCUGGACUGGAUCAGUCUCCCCGCCUACGAGCCGAAGAACCCCGAACAUGCCGAGCUCAUGCGCCGCGUCAAGCCCUUGAUCGGUGCCGUCGGCACCCCAACUCAAGAGAGUCUCGAGACCGCGCUGAAGCAAGCCGGCUUUGAGAUUGUCAAGUCUGAGAAUGCCAGUAUCGACGGUUUGCAGGCUCCGCUGAUCGAUACCGUGGACUUGUACUUCCGUAGCCUGCGCCAGGUCAUUCUUGCCUUUGUCAAGCUCCACAUGCUCCCCCGUCACUUCAAGACUCUGAUCAACCGCCUGUGUCUUGAUGGCCAGGCUUUUGUUAAGAUGGAUAACAUGCGCCUGGCGACCACGAGCUAUAGCAUCAUUGCGCAGAAGCCUCGAGCUUAG